Molecule: messenger RNA, 3909 nt
Organism: Branchiostoma belcheri (Belcher's lancelet)
Lineage: Eukaryota; Metazoa; Chordata; Leptocardii; Amphioxiformes; Branchiostomatidae
Molecular function (GO): [protein-PII] uridylyltransferase activity; protein binding
Source: RefSeq, a predicted model, not a curated record
AUGGCCAACUUGGCAAACAGACUGCAGCAACUGUACAUUAACAGUCCGUACAGCACAGAAGUCAGUUAUGGACAGGUACUGAGAGAAGCUAAUGCUAGUGAGGAUUGUUCCAUGGAGGUAGAGUUGAAAAGUCUUGGAGACCUGCGUCUUGAGAAAGCCAAGCUCAGUAAAGAUUCAGCAGGGUUUGACAAGGCUGCUGCCCUGUAUGCUGCUGCCUUACUGCGCUGCAAAGAUCCAGAUGUAGGUCAAACGGUAGAACAUCGUAUCCGCUACAUGGAGAAACUCUCCAGACAACUGCUGCAGGGGUACAGUCCACACUUCCGAUCCAGACACUACAGGGGUACUGCUGACAGUAAUGUCUUAAGGGUGGCACAAAUCUGUGAUAAACUGGACAAGGAGGGUGGAAAAUACAUUGAACAGAGUUAUACAGAAAUGUUAGUGACUGCAAUUGCAAAGGAGGAUGUCAUCUUAGAGCUUGAGGUUCUAAAAUCUCUUGGUGACUUUUACUUCAAGAAAGGCAAGAAAACUUUGAAUGUAUCCCAGUUCUCCAAGGCAGCUGCCAUGUACAACAAGGCCAUGACAACAUGCGGGGAUCCUGAGACAAAACUGACCUUGGUGCAUCGUGCCUUGUACAUGGUAAAGGUCUGGGAAGGAGUGAGGAUGCAAACAUCACGAUUAGCAGAGAAGCACUUUGCAGCUGCACUCAAGAAGGUACAUGUGAGAGACCCCACAGCCCAGCAGUACCAGAGAGAGGUGGAGCCCCUGUGCAAGUUGGGGGAUGUCUACAGUAAGCGAGGUCAGCAGACAGGAGACGGGGGAGACUUUGUCCAAGCAGCAGCACUCUACAAUGCAGCAAUAGCCAGGUCACAGGAUCAAGUCCUCAAGGGUAACAUAGCAACAACUGUUAGAGAAGUAGAGAAGGCAUUCCUCAAAUGUAUCCUAGACAAGCAUAGUAAUGUUAGCCAAGAUGACACAGAAAAACACAAGAAACAGCUGAAGGAGAUGCGGGACCAGAUCAAGCUGGAGAUGGAAACCAUUGACCAGCAGCUGGAUCCCUAUGUACAUGAUGAGGACGACCCAUGUGUCAGAGAGAUAGAGGCAAAACGAGCUCAGGCUGUCAGGCAGUUGUUUGAGAAAAUUGCACAACAAAGAAAGGAGUUCAUCAGCCUGCUUGUAGAAGAGUGUAUUGGGUUAAUGGGUCCCCCUCCCUGUAAGUAUGCCCUGAUAGGUUUGGGUUCACAGGCCACAGGACUGGUAACUCCAUACUCAGACCUGGAGUUUGCCAUCUUGGUAGAAGAAGAAAGUGACGAAUGUCUUGUGUAUUUCCGUAACCUCACCCACUAUCUACACCUCAAGGUGGUCAACCUGGGAGAAACCAUUCUCCCAGCACUGGGAAUAAAAUCUCUCAAUGACUUCUACUCUGAAAACCCACUUGACAACUGGUACUAUGACUCUGUUACACCUCGUGGGUUUGCAUUUGAUGCCUCCAUGCCAAAGGCAAGCAAGACUCCACUGGGCAGGCAGGGAACUAAGAACAAACCACCCAGUGAACUCAUCUGCACCCCACAAAACAUGGUCUCAAUACUUCAGAAUGAUGUCACACUGUACCUGAAGGAAGGAUAUCACCUUGCCACUAUCUUGAGAAACCCAUGCCUGAUAGCAGGGGACCAGGAUUUGAUUGACACGUACAUGGAUAUCACAGUGGAGAUACUGCAAGCUGAUGGGGGCAAAAUGGCUCAACAACUGGCACAGGAGACACUGAGGGAGAACUUUAGGGAUAAGGCAACAAUUACAGCAAGGCUAGUUGAUGUAAAGAAAGCGAUCUAUCGCUUCCCAGCUGUAGCAGUGGACUGCUUGGCACUGUCUAAAGGCAUCAUACCUACCACAGUUUGGGAGACAAUAGAAGAAAUGGAAAACCAACAAGUGAUCAGUCCCAACAAUGCACACCACCUGACAGUGCUUACCAGCAUCUCAGCAGAACUCAGGCUCAGAACAUACAUCGCAAAUGGUGGACAGAAGGAAAACCUGUCAGCUUUGGCCUCAAUGGAAACAGAACAGCAAGGACAGGAAUCAUCUCUACAGACCAAUGAUGAAGUACAAACAAACACACUGCAACAGAUUUUUUAUCUACCAAACGAAAAGCAGCUUUUCAGAUACUAUCACACAGCACUCCCUCUUAGAUAUCUUUUCCGAAAAUGGUCUGAACAAAAAGUACUUCCAAAUUCAUUCUCUGAUUUCUAUGUUACUUCUACAACAAUAAAAGCAAGGAUGUACAAUGAACUGUGCAAAUAUAGCCAGGCUGUCAGCUGCUACCAGGAAGCUCUGAAGGAAGCUGAAGGAAAUGAUGCUGAGAAAAUUGAGCUGCUCAACAGGCUUGGAGAGGCUAUGAGCAGUAUGGGUGAUAACCAGGGGGCACUCAGCUAUCUUGAAGAGGCACUGUCAUUGCGACAUUCUACUAGUCCUAACACAAAUCUAAACAUUGCUAUGACACUAAAAACACUGUCAUCGGCACAUUCCUCUGGUCAAGAUAUCACAAAGCUAGAAAUUGCUGUGACACUGCAAAUCUUGGGAAAGGUUUCCCACUGUAUGGGUGAUUACAGGAAAGCAAUCCGUUACAUUGAACAAGCACUACAGUUGUACACAAGUAUCUUUGGUCAGAAUACAGCACAUUCUGACAUUGCUUACUCACUCAGCAUGCUGGGGGCAACCUGUGAUGGGCUUGGAGAUUACAGAAAAGCAAUCAGCUACAUGGAACAGGCACUGCAGAUGUGCAGGAGUAUCCAUGGUGAGAAUACUGCACAUCAUAAUAUUGCAAGCUUACUCAACAAUCUAGGGAAGUCAUGGACAGAAUUGGGUGAUUUUGAAAAUGGCAGAAACUACCUGGAACAGUCACUACAAAUGUGCAGAAGUAUAUAUGGUCACAGUACAGCACAUCCUGGGAUUGCAAACUCACUCAACAACCUGGGGUUAGCCUGGCACCACCUGGGUGUUUACAGAAAAGCAAUCAGCUACCAAGAACAGGCACUGCAGAUGUACAGGAGUAUCUAUAGUCAGACUAAAGCACAUCCUGAGAUUGCCACCUCACUCGGCAACCUGGGGUUAGCCUGGCACCACCUGGGUGAUUACAGAAAAGCAAUCAGCUACAGUGAACAAGCACUGCAGAUGAAGAGGAGUAUCUAUGGUCAGACUAAAGCACAUCCACGCAUUGCUUCAUCAAUCAACAACCUGGGGAUGGCCUGGCAUUCCCUGGGGGACUACAGAAAAGCAAUCAGCUACCAUGAACAGGCACUGCAGAUGUACCGGAGUAUCUAUGGUCAGACUAAAGCACAUCCUAACAUCGCCACCUUACUCGGCAACCUGGGGGGAGCCUGGAGAAACAUGGGUGAUUACAGAAAAGCAAUCAGCAACCAUGAACAGGCACUGCAGAUGUACAGGAGUAUCUAUGGUCAGACUAAAGCACAUCCUAACAUUGCCACCUUACUCGGCAACCUGGGGAGAGCCUGGAGAAACAUGGGUGAUUACAGGAAAGCAAUCAGCUACCAUGAACAGACACUGCAGAUGCGCAGGAUUAUAUAUGGUCACAGUACACCACAUCCUGACAUUGCCUACUCACUCAACAACCUGGGGAUGGCCUGGGACCACCUGGGUGACCACAGUAAAGCCCUCAGUCUCUGCCAGGAAGCCUUGACUAUAGUAAGGCAGGUUUUCCCUCAAAACAGAAGCCAUCCACUGAUAAAAAAGAUUGAACAGAACCUGGUAAUGAUCAAUGCAGAGAUCAGAAAAUAGCAAGAAUCUUUAGACCUUUUGUUACUAAUAGUUUAUUUAUUUUAUUCACAUUUAUUUUUUGAGGAUCGGGCAACAAGUUAGAAACUUAUACCAGCCCUCUCCUCACACAUAAAAGGGAACAAA